AUGGGCCUCCCCCUCUUCCAUGCCCCUGUCGAGUCUGACAUCGCUUCCAAAUCCGCCUCCAGGAACCCUGCAGAUCCUGCCAACACGCGAUCGCCUAUUCGUCGCGCUGAGCGUAGGCGUCAGCUGCUUGAGACGAGAACACACCGCCUCCACCUGCUUCAUGCCCUUCAGAGUGGUGGCAAUGAUGGCAACGAAGGCACCACCACCGAGCGCGAGCGAGAGCGCGAGCGCGUACAAUCAGAGCCGCGCCCACGACAACCUGAAGUGAUGCGGUCCAGCGACGGUGCUACUAUUGACCAUGCCAGACGAUAUGAUCUUUGGAACAGUAUUGAUCAUGACAUGGGCGACGAUGGAUCCUUGUCACAAUGGGAGGAUUCCUUGGCGCGCUGGGAAGAGCGCGAGGCUAGACGAGCCGGCCAUCCUCUUCAAACAACUGCCCUUCCUGGGCCAGAGGGCUUGAUUGCCGGGGAGAGCUACAUGCGAAGCGAUUAUCUUCGGCCAGAUGGUACCAUGGAUCUGGAUUCUCGCCUUUGGUCUGACCACAGAAGAUCUGCCAGCCGCGAGGGAAGUGUGCCUCACCGCUCCCGUGAUUUACCCUACAUCCCUGGCCGGCUUCGGCCUCCUGUACUUCAUCGCCAAAGCAGCUACGAGUCAGCUGCUGCGAGUCGUUCUUCCCGAGCUAGAAACCCCGACCCGGGCGAGUAUCUCAACGAGUACCGCCGACGCCGCAAUCUUCCCGAUGCUGCUCCCAGGAUGAGACCACGCCGGCUUGGCCGUUAUGUCAGGUACAUGGACGGACUUGGAGACCGAGAACGAAGCCCGGAGGACGACAGUGCAUGGGAUACUCUCCAGUCAUCUAUCACGCCUGAUCCGCAGCCCCCGAGCGUGGGAUCGUCCUUUGCUUCGACCACUGUCUCAGGUGCAGCCUCUCAAGUAACUGCUAGCUCAACCAACACGUCGGUUACCACUCCCAUCGAGGAGGUUGAGCCUCCUUGUGAUCCAGUCGAUCCGGCGGAUCUAAACGCGGAAAGUGAUGAUGACGAGGACAGGGAAGUGGAAGAUAUGCGAGUUCAGCCCUCAAGGCGCCCCACACCGCAUGGUGGACGGCGGUCUUACGCCGAUGUGACAGCUGAUUUGCUACCGGCGGCAGAGGAUGACGGGAUGGAUAGAUUGGAAUGGUUAUCACAGAUGCAGCACAUUGUCUCAGGCUUGGCUUCUCGUCAGGACAUCCCAGACCAGUGGUGGGCUUCAGUUGGACUCACACGUUCCAUGACACAGGAAUGA
Messenger RNA from Truncatella angustata, 1284 nucleotides. RefSeq lists its product as uncharacterized. Bases 1 to 1284 code for a protein of 427 amino acids. The record is from RefSeq and is a predicted model, not a curated record. The transcript is spliced from 2 exons. NCBI's taxonomy places the organism in Eukaryota, Fungi, Ascomycota, Sordariomycetes, Amphisphaeriales, Sporocadaceae.